GUGUAUAUCUUAUCUUAGCUAGAUAUAAAAGAAGUGGUAUCCAAAGAAACGUUUGGAAAGGGAAAAAAGGAUUGUUUGCUUUCGUGAGUUUCAGAGGGUAGUUGUAGAGAGAGACACAAAGAGAGAGAGAGAGAGAGAGAGAGGGGUAGAGAUAGAGAGAGAUAAAGAGAAUAUGGGGAGGGGUAGAGUUGAACUCAAGAGGAUAGAAAACAAGAUCAACAGACAGGUAACCUUUGCAAAACGAAGGAAUGGGCUUCUGAAAAAAGCAUAUGAGCUCUCUGUUCUUUGUGAUGCUGAGGUUGCUCUCAUCAUUUUCUCCAACAGAGGAAAGCUCUAUGAGUUCUGCAGUAGCUCUAGCAUGCUCAAGACAUUAGAGAGGUAUCAGAAAUGCAACUAUGGAGCACCUGAACCCAAUAUAUCAACAAGAGAAGCACUGCAGGAGAUAAGUAGUCAACAGGAAUAUCUGAAACUGAAAGCAAGAUAUGAAGCAUUACAGAGAUCACAAAGGAACCUAUUAGGAGAAGAUCUUGGGCCUUUGAACAGCAAGGAACUUGAAUCUCUUGAAAGGCAGCUUGAUAUGUCAUUGAAGCAGAUCAGAUCAACAAGGUUCAAUUCCUUUUUUACCUAACCCUAAUUUCAAACUUUUCUUCCUCUUCUUCUUCUUUAAUUUGCUAAUUAAUCCUUCUUGAUGAUGAUGAUGAUGUAAUUAAUUAAUCCAUGCAUGCAUAUACCCCUGCAGACCCAAUUAAUGUUGGAUCAACUCAUGGAUCUUCAGAGAAAGGAACAUGAGCUAAACGAAGCAAACAAGACUCUGAAACAAAGGCUGAUGGAAGAUGCCCACCACUUAACUUUGGACUGGAACCCGAACCCGCACGAUGUCGAUUACGCCAGACAAACCAUGCAACCGGACACCGAUUACGGGAGACAAACGAUUCAACCCGACGGGGGCCAAGCCGCCUUCUAUCAUCACAUGGAUUGUGAACCCACUUUACAGAUUGGGUACCAGACGGACAGCCAUAUAACGUUAGGAGGGCCCAGUGUGAAUAACUUCAUUCCUGAGUGGUACCCAUGAAGAGAAGACAGGCCCAAGACUCGGGCCCAGCCCACCAGACCCUGUACGUGGUAUAAUGCUUGAAUAAGCCUGCCUGGUUGAUGCUGCUUUUCUUCACAUAAGAUUUCUACAAAUUUGAUCUUUUUUUCUUUUUUGCUUUUUGUUUUGUUCUGCUUUUUUGGUGGUGGUGUUUAGUGACAAAGACAAGAGACUUGGUUUGAUUUAGUACUAUGAUGAUGACUCCGAGACAGUCAUUUAACAUUAACUCUGCCCGUAAUUACGUACGGCAAUAACCUUAAUA
Molecule: messenger RNA, 1352 nt
Organism: Cuscuta campestris
Lineage: Eukaryota; Viridiplantae; Streptophyta; Magnoliopsida; Solanales; Convolvulaceae
Source: the annotation of a GenBank genome assembly